Molecule: messenger RNA, 1344 nt
Organism: Penicillium cataractarum
Lineage: Eukaryota; Fungi; Ascomycota; Eurotiomycetes; Eurotiales; Aspergillaceae
Product: 25S rRNA (uracil2843-N3)-methyltransferase
Exons: 1
Coding region: 1-1344 (447 amino acids)
Source: RefSeq, a predicted model, not a curated record
AUGCCAGGCGCACGACAAGGCAACCGUCGCAAGGAUAGAGACACCUUCGACAAACCCCAACAACGAACCCGCCAACCAGCCAGACAAGAAAAAGAAAAGCCCACCGAACGAACAACCCUGACCAAACAACCCCCUCAAAAAGAAGAACCAGACUCCGGUCCAAUCGACCUCUCAACCACAAUCCCAAUCCCCCUCCAACAACUCCUCCUCGACGUCUUCAAAACAGCCCUCCUCACCACCUCCGCCGACCCCAACAACCAAUCCGAAACCGAUGCUGAAUCAACCCCGACACCCCUGGACACAAAAACCCUCAUCCAGACGAUAAAGUCCCACUUGUACCAGCGGGACUUUGACUCGGCGUUUGCAGAGGCUGGGGAGGAAUUACUGCGUGCGUAUGCGUUGCGGUGGAGUGCUGCGCGGGCGUUGGGGUAUGCGGGGAUUUUCAAGGCUGUUUUGGGGUGGAUGAGAGAUGGAGAGGGGGAGGUGUCUUCGUCUAAGAGAGUGGUGGAUCAGAAUGGGACACGGGUUGUUUGUAUUGGGGGUGGUGCUGGGGCGGAGAUUGUUGCGCUGGCGGCGGCGUGGAGGGAUUUGGGUGGGUAUGAGGCUGGUGAUGCCGUUGCGGUGCUUGGAGAGGGUGUUAAGGGUGUUUCUUUGGAUGAGAAGGUGGCGGAUAAGGGGGAAGAGAGCGUUGCUGGACAAGGCGAUGGUGAACAGGAAAAGACUGGCUGCGCAUCACCCAAGCUCUCCGUUGCAGCGGUUGAUAUUGCGGAUUGGUCCAUCGUGAUGGACCGGUUGUCCAAGACGAUUGCUUCGUCAGAUGUCCCGACACAAAAGACCUCGAGAUUCCAACCUCCCCUCCUCCCCGGAUCUCACGGCCUCGAUAUAUCCUUCAGCCGAACGGAUGUCCUGGGUCUCCCGGAGUCCGAUCUCCAGAACCUCAUCCUGGGCGAGAAAAUCACGCCCACACCAUCCCUCCUCGUCACCCUCAUGUUCACCCUAAACGAACUUUUCACAACAAGCAUGCCCAAAACGACCGCCCUCCUGCUACACACGACAGAACUCCUCCCACCGGGAGCAGUCCUCCUUGUCGUCGACAGUCCGGGCAGCUACUCAACCCUGAAACUGGGUAAAGCUAAAGACGGGGCUGCGCAGGAACGACAGUAUCCGAUGAAGUUCCUGCUGGAUCAUACGCUGCUUUCUGUUGCGAAGGGGAAAUGGGAGCGGGUUUUGACGCAGGAUUCUAGGUGGUGGAGGCGCGAGGCGGCGAGGUUGAGGUAUGAGGUUGGGGAGGGGGCUGGGUUGGAGGAUAUGAGGUAUCAGGUUCAUGUUUAUCGGAGGGUGUAG